Colletotrichum lupini is the source of this 1023-nucleotide messenger RNA. RefSeq lists its product as uncharacterized. The coding region runs from base 1 to 1023 and encodes 340 amino acids. The transcript has 3 exons. Lineage: Eukaryota; Fungi; Ascomycota; Sordariomycetes; Glomerellales; Glomerellaceae. The record is from RefSeq and is a predicted model, not a curated record.
AUGCUCGGCCUACCUGCUACAACUCUCGAUGAUCCGUAUGCAGCAAAGCACAAGUUCGCCCCUGAGGAAUCUCCUUGCGACUACCUUGAACGUCGUCACAGUCAGAUAAUACGCUGCAUCGCUACUAGGAACGAGAGCAUCCAACUUGAGGACUACGGUGUCACGCAACAAAUUGACCAAAUGCUGCAGACACAGCGGCCUGCAACCAUAAGUGAAGGGGAAAAGCUUGAAACCACCCUUCGGAUUCUAUUCCAGAUUACGCACUUCAAUCUGCUGAUCCUCCUACAUUUCCCGUACAUGCUACGGUCCAAUUGCCGCGCGGAUCACGAAUACAGCAGAGCGGCGCGUUCAAACGCAAGCCGCGAGUUCCUGAGUCGAUACAUCAAGUUCAGGUGCGCGAACGAGAUCUCGUUCUGUUGCAGAGCCAUUGACUUCUCCGCUUUCACGGCGUGCCUCAUCGAAGAAGUCAUUGAACUCAUGUUGGAAGUGGAUCAUUCCGAUAGUGGCUCUCUACUGGAGCAAACCGCUUCUAUAUUUAAAGCCUUGUUGGAUAUGGAAGCGGAUGCUGCUAGUCGCUCGGCAAGGUAUUUGAAGAGCCCAUCUGCUGACAGCUCCGGAGAUGCUUGUCGUACUAGUCGGUGCUUGCGGAUCAAAGUUCCUGCCCUUGGCACUAUCAACAUCACACGUCAUGGCAUGUCCUUGAUCUCAGGACAGUCUGCAUAUUACAAGGCGAAUGAGUAUGUGGAAUCGGGGAAUGGGGCCUUCGAUACAACUGGCGGAGUCGAACAGGUCCAGGAGGAACAGCUCCAUCUCCACGAACAUGCAACUUUGCGGAACGAAGGUCUUCAGCACACGAGCCACUACACCAAUUACCCUACGUUUGAUUCAGGGGUGGAUGAGAUGGACUGGAGUUGGCAAGAUGCUCGUAGCAUCUUACUUGGGCCGACUUCGAACGAAAUGACAGAUUCUUCAAGAGAUCCGCAAGUCAAUUGUCUGGGCAACGAGUUCUUCUUCAGUAUCUAG